AUGGUCGUGGUCGUGGUCGUGGUCGUGGUCGCGGUCGCGGUGGCAGUUUUUGACAUGGCCAGCCAGCCGACAUACCUCAUCCUCGAAUACGAAUCCCAAAUGGGGAAUUGGAAAUUGGCCAGCAGAACGCCACGUUCCUCGAGUCCAAUGGCAAAUGGCGACCCGAGUGGUGGCGAUGGGGCUAGUGCUUUACCGUCUGCCAACCAACAACCUCGGGCGACCAUCAUCUGCCAGGACGGGACGAGGCGAGCUGGCGUGGCCCAUGGGCUCUCGGUUGUCAUCACGAGAUGCGCUCUACCUCUCCUCGCGCAGAAUAAAGAGUCAAGCUAUGCCUCUUGGGACUGGCGGCCCUGGCAAAUGCUCUCCGAGGCAUCUGAUUCGCACAAGGCGAUGGGCGAUAGGCGACGGUCCACCCGAGAGCCACCAGCGAGUAGGACGAGCGUGUGGCAGGUUGCUUCCCUCCAGCCUACCCUCCGGGCUGGAAAUGAGUUGUCAUAUUGCGGCCUUGGGUCACAACACGACAAGGCGGACGCUGUGGGCGAAUGUGAGGAGCAGCGAGUGGCAAUGGAGGACGGGGGCGACGGCGGGAAGCAGGCGUCGUUCAGACAGGACAAGGGACACAGUUCUUGCCGUCUCUCCAGGACUAUCACGGCCAGCAUCUGUAGCCGUGGCGUUUGA
Lasiosphaeria miniovina is the source of this 678-nucleotide messenger RNA. RefSeq lists its product as uncharacterized. The record is from RefSeq and is a predicted model, not a curated record. NCBI's taxonomy places the organism in Eukaryota, Fungi, Ascomycota, Sordariomycetes, Sordariales, Lasiosphaeriaceae. Bases 1 to 678 code for a protein of 225 amino acids. The transcript has 6 exons.